Messenger RNA from Ixodes scapularis (black-legged tick), 4820 nucleotides. It is a transcript of the gene coro, whose product is annotated as coronin-1C-A. Bases 177 to 1643 code for a protein of 488 amino acids. Gene Ontology annotation, molecular function: actin filament binding. Gene Ontology annotation, biological process: actin filament organization. Lineage: Eukaryota; Metazoa; Arthropoda; Arachnida; Ixodida; Ixodidae. The record is from RefSeq and is a predicted model, not a curated record. The transcript has 11 exons.
ACGCGCAUGCGCACAAAUCCAUUCCCCGCGCUCCUCGCUUGCUCCGUGUUGUGUGUGCCGGCUUGUGCGUAGAUUAAAAGUCCACUCGAUAAUCUCCGUGUGCUGGGCUGUCCAGCCAUGAUCGUCGAGUUGUGAGUGUUGGACCGAUCGACGCGUGACACCGGCCGCUAGGAAAGAUGGCCCAUCGGAGCAUCGUGCGGACCAGCAAGUUCCGACACGUGUUCGGCCAGGCCCUGAAGCGGGAGCAGUGCUAUGACAACAUCCGCAUCACCAAGCAGUCAUGGGACUCCAACUUUUGCGCCGUCAACCCCAAGUUCCUGGCCAUCAUCAUUGAGGCUGCAGGAGGAGGCGCCUUCAUGGUGCUGCCUCUAAACAAGACGGGACGGGUGGAUGUGAACCAGCCGCUGGUGGCGGGCCACAAGGGGCCUGUGCUGGACAUUGCCUGGUGCCCGUUCAACGACAACGUGAUAGCGAGUGCCUCGGACGACGCGCUGGUGCGGGUCUGGCACAUCCCCAACCUGGGGCUGGUGCGGCCCCUCACCGAGCCCCUCGUCGAGCUGCCCGGCCACGAGCGCCGCGUGGGGCAGGUCCUCUGGCACCCGUCGGCCAACAACGUGCUGCUCAGCGUCGGGCAGGACUGCAAGAUCAUCAUCUGGAACGUGGGGUUGGGGGAGAUCCUGUCGGUGAUUGACCACCCGGACGUGGUGUUCAGCUGUGCCUGGAACUGGGACGGCAGCCGCAUCGUCACCACCUGCAAGGACCGCAAGAUCCGGGUGUACAACCCGCGCUCGGGCACCGUCGAAGUGGAAGACUUUGGGCACGAGGGGGCCAAGCCCCAGAAGGCGGUGUACCUGCGGGACGGCCUCAUCUUCACCACGGGCUUCUCGAGGAUGAGCGAGCGCCAGUACGCCCUCCGGGUCGAGUCCGAGCUGUCCCAGCCGGUGAUUCUCGAGGAACUGGACACGAGCAACGGGGUGCUGCAGCCUUUCUACGACCCAGACGUGAACCUGCUCUACCUCUGCGCCAAGGGGGACAGCAACAUCCGCUACUUCGAGGUGACGGACGAGCCGCCGUUUGUGCACUACAUCAGCACCUACCAGUCGACGGAGCCCCAGCGGGGGCUGUGUGCCAUGCCCAAGCGCGGAUGCGACGUCCACCAGUGCGAGAUUGCCAGGUUCUACAAGCUGCAUUCGAAAGGCCUCUGCGAAGUGAUCUCGUUCACAGUUCCACGAAAGUCGGACCUGUUCCAGCAAGACCUGUACCCGGAGACGGCGGGGGACACGCCGGCCAUCUCUGCCGAGGAGUGGGCCGAGGGCAAGGACGCCGACCCCGUCCUGAUCAGCCUGAAGGAAGGGUACACGGCUAGCACCAAGCAGGACUUUGCUGUGGCCAAGAAGCCCAACAUCCUGAAUAAGAUGCCCGAGAAGAGAACCAGCGAUUCCUCUGCGGCCAGUGUGCCGGCGGGCAAGCUGGACGAACUGCUCGAAGAGGUGCGCAAGCUCAAGACCCUGGUGGUGAAGCACGACCGGCGAAUCAAAGAGCUGGAGGCGCGCCUGGAAGGGGGCCCGCCUCCGGAGAGGCCCCCCACCCCUCCCACCCCCCCACCCGGCAACAACAACAACAACAACAGCAGCGUCGUCUAGCCACCCGCCAGGGGAGCACUUCCAGACGUCCGAGCAAGGCUCUCGAAAGGAUCGUCCGGGCGGCGCACGAGCCUCGCAAUGCCAUCUCCAUCCUUGGGGUCGUCGGACGCGUCGCCGUCGGAUGGUACGAUCGAGGGGAGCCUCUCGUGCGGUCGUUCUUGGGACUGGAGAAAGGGUCCCCGGGGGCCGUUGUGCGACGGGUGGGGCUCGCGGUUGCCGGCCCGCGUCUCGCGACGUCCCUCCUGCGACGGCGGCACGCCCCGUCUCUCUCCGGCCCCCUUUCCCCUCGCCCCGGCCUAAGCAGGCUUUCAAGCCGCCUGCCCACUCGCGAAUGCAGGCUUGCCCGUCGAAUUUACGCCCGCUUGUUUUUUAAUCGCAGCCUUUUUAAGCUAAUUUUGCGGCUUUUCCGCCGAGAAUCGUGCGAGGACCGAGUGCACUUGUGCCGCCCAAACUCUCGACAAGCGAUUGAGCCCGCGUUUGUUUCGGGCCUCUAGGGCUUCGCAAACUCGUCCCGCGUCUGAGGCGUUCUUUCCCGUGUUUUGUACAGCAAAUGGUAGAGAGUCGGUCGGGCCUUUGUCGACCAAAUGCCAUUGGUGCUCCCCCCGGGAGCAUUUGUUUUCUUCUGCCUUUCGUCGUCUACUCGCGCCAAACUAGUCUGUCGCGACAGUGGCGCAACCAGUUCGUUUUUUUUUUUUCGCUUCUUUGCCAAACUAGCAGUCCAUGGUUUGGAGCACCGGGGAGUCCAGUAAGCCCCCGGAGCCGUCUUUGAGUUGCUGGGCUUGCAAUGGACGGAUGGGGGAGGCACUGAGUUGCUAUUUGACGGCCGUCAUCCGGAGUGUGCUCUCUGGAAGACGUUGAGCAGGGUCUUGCCAAAACGGCGGUUUUUCUCGAGUAGGCUGACCGGGAUCCUCGAAGGGGAGGCGCCCCCGACUUCUGUGACAGUGGACCGCUUCUGGUGGCAAAGCUACGUCCAAGGAAUGGACGGACAAUCGAGUUUCACAGCGUUUUGACCAAAGAUCUUCUGCCAUGCCAAGUGGAACAUAGAACAGUUAUUCUGGGUCAUUUAGAGCCAGUUUAAAAAAAAUUGUAGUUGAUUCCUGCAAGUCGGUAAACUUAGUAAAAAAAAUGUGUAGGGGAAGGAAGGUGUUUGCCAAAUGAAAGUACAUAAACGGCUGUAAACUAUAAUCUCCGCAAUAAAAUAGCUCAUUUACAGGCUGUCUGCAACAUAUAAACAGUCUCACCUCCUGCUCGCCGGUGUGCGAAACAUUGGACCCAUUUAAUUGCCAGUCCCUCGUUGGGGGGUUCCUCAUUGGCUUUAACAUCAACUUGCUCGUCGCUCGUCCCACAAUUUUUUCUGGAAAAGAAACAGUGCCUUACAUUUACCCGAGGCAGAAAAAGAGACCUCUGGGAUGCUCAGUCACCCUACUCAAGAGAAAAACCCGUGAUGCCACGCGUGUGCGUCCGGUUAACUUGAUCUUUUCUACGCCGAGUGCCGUCUGUUCAUUUUCCGAGUUCUGAGGUCUGCAUACACGAGUAGCUGCUGUCGCUUCCGACCGUCUCGAGCAGAAAGUAGCUGUACGACACAACCGACCAGCCAGAUCGCAACCACGGUGAGAUUUUGCUCGUCGCCCCGCUCAAAAGAGGCCCGUCUAAAGCAGUAAAGAGGCGCAUCGCCAAUAUUUUUUUUAAUGUCCGCCAAGGGACUACCAGAUCUAGCACGGCGUAAGCAAAGGCCGGUCUGCCCACCGAAAGAUCCACCUCUCCCAAAACUAUUUUUUCCUCGGGGAAGCGUCGUGAAACAGACUGUUCUGCUUCUAUGGUUCAAGGCACUCCGUUUUGUCUACUAUAAGUAUCGCAAUUGCUCAAGUGUGAAGAAACUGCCGGUAACAUAAACCCGUCGAACAAAGACGUCUUGGGUGCCUGUGUAAAGUACGGUUCUGGGCAUUUUUCGCUCGAUGGGCCACGGUUGGGGACCGAGCGUGCCGUUGAGGCCAACUUGCCGCCUACUCUCACGCGGCCGAUUCAGCCAAAACUUCUGCCUUCGGCACCCAGUUUUUCUGGGGCCGCCGGGCAGACGUAAGCUUUGCCACAGCAGGCACGUGUCUCGAGCAUGGCCGCUGGGAGUAGUUUAUAGAGGUGUGCGAAUGUCAAACUUUUUAUUGCGGAUCAAAUACGAAUACUAAACUAAUUGCAAAUUGAAUGCAAAUAUUAAAAUUUGACUGAAUCAAGUACAAGUACUGAAAUUUUACUCGAUGUCUAAUAUAUAGGAAUAUAAACAAUAAAAUUUGAAAAAUGGAAUAUUUUCUAAUCUGAAUAUCUUACGUUUAAUGCGAGUUCAGCCUGGACGCCUUAGCAAACCAACCAUGGCUGGAUUUUUUUCUAGAAAACGUGCCUACGAAAAAGAAGAGUUUUAGUGCGUGAGAAACAUUUAGCGUAGCUUGCGUUAAGAAAAGGAAAAAGGUCCCAAUAAGGGGCGUUGGGUUAAACAUAAGGUCACAUGAGGAGCGAAGCAAGGACUACCUUGUCGAUUUGAAUAUAUGUUUAUGUUCUUUUUUUCGGCACUGCCCUUUAAACUUGUGGGUCAAACUCUAAUUACAACCAAAGAAAGUUGAUCUAAUGGUGAGUGAAAUUUUUGAGACAAUCUAGCCAGCCAAGAUGCUUCGACAUGUCGGCUGUUUUCGAGCGUCUGCUAGCACGCUGGUGCCUAGCAGUGAAGCUCGACGCAGGAAACCGAAAAAUUCCGAAGCCAUCUUGCGCAAUUUUCGAAUAUUCGAAAGAACUCUGAGCAGUAAAAGCGAGCUGCACGUUAAACUGAAUAGCAAACGGUAUUUGCGAGUUUGAAGUUUCUCGUAUUCGCACACCUCGAGUAGUUCGGUUGAAAAUGGGACGGCGACGCGGUUUUGCGCGCCCGGCAAUUGGGUUCUGGGUUGCGGGGCGUCGGCAGCAGUGCACGCAGUCUGCCCGUCGCGUAACCCUGCUCGUCGGCGUGGCCUUCCGGCGAAGGCGCACGUGGCAGAAGUUUCUCGAGUGCCUUUUUUUUGGAGAGUCUGGGUCUGCCAUCUAGUCCUUUGUGUUUGUUUGAGACAGUGAUGCUGUUUUUCCGAGUUCACUGUACCUGGGGAUGAAUGAAACCCUAGCUGCCGAAGAAAAUAAAAAUAAAUAAAAGGUUGUCUCCUC